AUGCGACCUUUUGGACGACCAGUUGCUCGACAGCCAGCCCGGGCACCUGCUCGUCCCGUUGUUGCUCGUCCCGUUCUCGUCCACGCGCAGCCACCAGCACGUCCAGCAGUUAGGCGGCCAGCGCCUGCUGCUCCAGUUGUUCGUGUGGCUCCGGCCCCUCAGCGCCGGCAGCCAGUCGUACCUUUACCUGCUGCCCCGGUAGAGGCCCCUCGUGCUCGGGUAUCCCCUCCUCCUUCCUCUUCUAGGAAGAGGGUCGCUCAUGCCGAGCUUCCUCCACCUACUCAUCGGGUUUCUGUGUUCACCCGGCUCUCUCACCCCGAGAUUGCCGAGGAGACCCCGACACCCCCUCAGUCAGUAGUCCCUGUUCCUCCAGUACCGUCUGUGGGUACUGAUGUAGCGUCUUCUUCCACCUCCGACCUUGGGAGAAGGGCUAUGAGAAAUAGGAACAGGAGAUUACGCUUGGCAGCGUCUGAUGCAGCAGUCCAGCGGAUGGCGGAUUCUUUAGCUCAGCAGGAGCCAAUUCAACAGAGGAUGGUUCCUUUACAGCGAGAGCCACAUAGACGUACAGAUACCCCAGUUACUGAUGUUGUACUCGCCCCUGAGAUCGACGUAGUCCAGGGAGGAUGCUUUUCCCCUCAAGUACAUAGUGGUGAUGAGGAGGACGCUGCCCAUAUUACAGCAGCCCCUCCUGUCCCCACUACUCUUCCUCGCGCUCGAGUCCCCAGGGAUACUGUCACUCGGACCCUCACUCAGAGGAUCCGAAGCAUUAUCCGUUCAGCACGCGGUAGAGGGCGUGUUAGUGAGGAGAGGUUACUCCAUCAGAUCUCUCAGGUGCAUUCUCAAUUACAGCGGCAGUUGGUCAGACAGAGUUACCGGUGGCAGAGGAGACAGCCACCUCGGCAGCAGACUAUAGUUUUUCCCACUGGUAGACCUCAGGCAGAUGUCCCUACUGUUGGACGACGCCCUCGCCGUCACGGACGUCGCCCACAGUUAGCACCUGCUCGACCUCAGCUUGGAUCAGUUGUAGUUUCCCCCUCCACUCAGUCGGAUGUUCCUAGCGGGUCCCGUCGCAGUAGAUGGGUUUGGAGACGUCGGCAGGUGGAGCAACCUAUCGAGACGGAGCAGACAGUUGGUACGAUCCGAAGGGUCGAUACAGUUCCUUUAGUUUCAGCACCAGUUCAGAUGAGUCGUGAUACAGUAGAUGUUGAGGGUAGUACCCCGGCUCGAGUGAGGCCAGUUGUUGUUCCUAGUCCCCUUAGGAUUUCUUCUUCUUUGGGUCCGUACAUUGAUGCCCUUCAUCAGACCUCCGACGAUGACUUACUCGAAGGAGAGUCAGAUGAAGACAUCCCCGUUCACCGUGUCUGUGUUGUCAUGAAACGAGGCACUUCAGAUGAGCAGCAUGAUCA
This is a messenger RNA of Dendrobium catenatum, 1406 nucleotides long. Its product is annotated as translation initiation factor IF-2-like. The transcript has 2 exons. The record is from RefSeq and is a predicted model, not a curated record. The annotation marks the transcript as partial. NCBI's taxonomy places the organism in Eukaryota, Viridiplantae, Streptophyta, Magnoliopsida, Asparagales, Orchidaceae.